UCGAAUCGAUGGUACAUUACAAUGCACGUGUGCAGAAACCAUUUCUUGUUAAUAGGCUGGUUCACGGUUGCUCGAGGAUACAUCUGGUACAUUACAUUACGAUGGCGCAUUGUUGGAACGUAGGCUAUAUGCUCGGUCGGCUGCCUCCUUCUCUUUAUACAUUGUGUAUCCAGGCACAAGUACUUUAGGACGCCUCCUUAAUAUCCGUAUGCUGUCUCCAUCGCUAAAGCGAAAGAUCGUGCGUCUUAGGUGCGAUGGAUCGCAGGAUCGAUCAUGAUCGAUGGACUCGAUGGUUUUCCCUUUCCAACCACUCCCCGGCAAUGUGUACAAUCAAAGGCCGUGGUAUGUAGGCCUACUGUGACAAAGUAUAUACAAAGAAUCCCCAUUGUGGACUACAUUGGCGACUGUAUAUGGUUUAUGAAAUACACAAGACAAAGAUGAAAUCUCUGGUGAUCGUUUUGAGUCUUCUCAUCUCGUGCACCCUCAGUUACAGAAUCACUAUAGAAUGUGACGAAGAUGGUCUGGGGCUGGGAGGUGAUGAUGGUUUUGGCCCUGGUAUGGAAGGUGAUGGACUGGGGCUGGGAGGUGAUGGCAGUUUUGGCCCUGGUAUGGAAGGUGAUAUGUCUGAUGCCGCCGACCUCUACGACGUCCUAGGAAGCAGUCACGAUGACGAUGGACUAGGUCUGCCUAAGGACGCUGAUCUGUUGGGCUUGGUCGGAGGAGAUGAAGAUGGUGAGGAUGAUGACGAUAUUGACGAUUUGUCCGUAUCGCCGAGGGAACUCGCUAAAGGUCUUCAAGAAAACAAGCAGACCGCUGAGGCUGAGGCUCUCAACAAUGCUGCUGACAUCACUGACAAACUGAGCGAGCAGAUGAACAAGGAGGUGGAGGGUGAGUUGAAGAAGGGGAAGAGCGAGCUGGAGAAGGGGGCUGAGAAAGCGGCACAGAAAGAAGAUAAAGAGGACAAGAUGUUGGAAACUGAGCUGACUAAUGAGGUGGACAAGGAAACACAGGAAAAGACCAACGAACGGAAAGAGGAGAAGAAAGUCUUGGAAAAACUUGAUUCAACAUCACCUCUUCCAUGAACAAACCAGUUUAUAACAUAAGCUGUACGAUAUCGACGGUGCUGAACUGGAAAACCAUCCAAUGGAAUGUGUGUUGGAAUCCCAGCACAACUUACACCGGGACGCCAACAAGUUUAUAUGUAGAGAAACUUCAUCUGUGAUGAAGAAAUACUUGAUAUCAUUGCAA
Molecule: messenger RNA, 1248 nt
Organism: Gigantopelta aegis
Lineage: Eukaryota; Metazoa; Mollusca; Gastropoda; Neomphalida; Peltospiridae
Exons: 4
Coding region: 411-1082 (223 amino acids)
Source: RefSeq, a predicted model, not a curated record